UGGUCACUAGGAUUAUUGUCCCUAUCACGUAGUUUUUGCGGUAAAGGGGCAUGGAUUGGAUUAGCUAUUGUGUUGGCCUUGGUGAUAAUGAUUUAUAGGGCGUUUACAAAAAUACUGGCGUCUGUUUACGAUAUGUAUGGUUUAUGGUUUCUUCGUCCUACCCUGCAUCCCAGUUCUAGCAGUAUGUUUUGGGAAUUUAUUAGUAAUUGCACUCAGCUGGUUAGAGGAGGAGCAGGGAAUGAGGCUUUCCAGCCUUUCCUUUCCUUCUUCUCCUUUGAAUCUGGUAUGUCAUUUGUGGAGAAUGUUCAGUUUCCCCUGAAUAUUAAAGAGACCAUCUUUCUGGCAUUUAAUCUGGUAGGCUUCCUCUAUAUGGUCUGCAGCUUCUCUAGAAUGAGGGCUGAGAUGUCUAGAAGAGCUGAUGAGACCCCUGACCCAGAAGUAGACCCACGUGUGGAGAAUCCUGAGUGGGGUGGAGAAUGGGAAAAUAUGGGCCAAAUCCUGAAAGAAUUCUCUGACCCUAUAGUCUGGGACUUUCCCCAUGAACAAAUUCAGAACCCAGCUGAGGUGGGGAAAUAUCUCAAAGAGAACGUAAAUCAAACCAACUUGCUGAACUCAAAGCUGUUCAACUGACCUUAAACAUUGCUGAAAGAGAAAGGUAGCCAAGGCUCUACCUCUACACUGAUUCAUAGAUAGUAACCAAUGCUCUGUAAAGAUGGCUAGAGAGGUGAAAAGAGGCUAAUUAGCAGCGUAGAAGAAAACCAAUUUAGACUGUUGAAGAGUAGAAAAACAUCGCUACCAAAGUAAAGAGGCUACCUGUAAAAAUCCGCCAUGUAAAUGCCCAUGUCUCCAAAAGUAAAGCCAAUGAAGAGCACCAAAACAAUAAGCAGGUAGACCAAGCUGCAAAAAUAAAAGUGUCCAAAAUAGACCUAGAUUAGAAGCACAAGAGAGAGUUAUUCCUAGCUCAAUGGGCCCAUGAUGCCUCAGAUCACCAGAGUAGAGAUGCCACCUAUAAAUGAGCACGAGACCGAAAAAUAAAUUUAACCAUAGACAGUAUUUCUCAAGUUAUCCACAACUGUAAGACGUGUACUGCCAUCAAACAGGCCAAGAGAGUGAAGCCCCUAUAGUAUAGUGAGCGGUAGUCCAAGUACAACUAUGGGGAGGCCUGGCAGAUUGACUACAUCACACUGCCCCAGACACGCCAAGGCAAGCGCUACGUGCUCACAAUGGUAGAGGCCACCACGGGAUGGUUGGAGACCUAUCCUGUGCCUCAUGCUACUGCCCGUAACACCAUCCUGGGCCUUAAAAAGCAAGUCCUGUAAAGACAUAGUACCCCUAAAAAGAUUGAGUCAAACAACAAGACUCAUUUCAAGAACAGCCUUAUCAGCACCUAAGCCAAACAACAUGACAUUGAGUGAGUGUACCAUAUCCCCUACCAUGCACCAGCUACGGGAAAAGUAGAAAAGUACAAUAAGCUGCUAAAAACCACCUUAAAAGCCUUAAGUAGAAGAUCUUUCAAAAAUUAAAAACAGCAUCUGGCAAAGGCCACCUAGUUAGUUAAUACCCGAAGCUCUACUAACCGAGUAGGCCCUGCCCAAUCAGAGCCUUUGCAUAGAGUAGAUAGAGACAAAGUCCCAGUAGUACAUGUCAAGGAUUUGUUAAAGAAGACAGUUUAGAUCAAUCCUACCUCAAGUACAGACAAACCCAUUCGUGGAGUUGUUUUUGCUCAGAGACCAGGUUGCACAUAGUAGAUAAUGCAAAAAGGUGGAAGAACACGAUAUAUACCUCAAAGAAAUCUGAUUCUUGGGUGAGAACCAUGUAUAAAUAUCACUGUUUGCUGAAUGUUGCCACCAUUGUCUGUGUAUAGCUGUAUAUUAGAUGUAUAAUGUAUGUGUUUGUAGAGUUAGAAUAUAUAUAUUAGUUUUAGUAGUAAGGUGACGAUAUGGGGAUAAGAGGUGGAAUGUCCUGGGUUGACUAUGUGAUGCUUUUAUCCCCAAUCGUCUUGUUCUGUUUAUACUGAAUAAUAAGUUUUACACCUUUAAGACUCUCUUCCAGACAGUGAAGAGGGGAGGGAAGAAGCGCGCAGUUUGUUUUCAGACUGCUCUCACUCCUCCACAUUCCUGCUCCUGGACUGUGUUGUCUGCGGAUGGACAGACAGCCGGACAGAGCUCCUUUUUUCCCUUUUUCUUGCUUUUAGUUAGUUUUAGCUAGCUGAGGCAAAGAAGUUCUCCGGAUUGUGAUUUUUUCCUUUUUUCUUAGACGUGUUCAAGCCUGCUCUGGACUGAACACCCAGAAGAGCACCGGCAGCUCCACCUGUGGCCCCUGGCCAGGCCUGGGCCACGGCGUUUCCAGCACCAGAGACUGAUCAGAGACUGAGUGAGCCGAGCUGCAACCAGAGGAGAGGACUGUUCUGAGUUUGCUUUCCUUGGAUCAGUGAGAAGUUUUAUUGUUUAAUAUUGUUUGGUUUCUAUUGUUUAAUAAACAGGUUUCUUUCCACUUUUCUCCAAGGAGAUAUUUUCUCCCGAACCGGUUGGAGGGGGGAGGGGCAAUUGAAUCUGCUUUUGUAGAGAAGCCCCUUUAGAGGUUAUCUCCCAAACUUGCCCUAAACCAAGACACUCUUCCAUGACUCAGCCCUGAUAACGCCCUCCAGGGGCUAUCUUCUGUUAAUGGGCCAUUGAGUGUCCCUGCAGGACUGGUAAAAUGGCAUCAUCCCAUUGUGGGAUGCUGUGCCCAGGGGGAGGAGCCAAGCAUUCCUACCUGGAUAUAAGCUGAGGCUUACAGCCCCAGGAGCACCUUGCCUACUGGAUUGCCAGAGGACAAGAACUCCAUCACCACCACUGGACUUCAGAGGAGGACCAGACCCUUCUACAGGAUCACGGCUUUGACAGAAUUACGAUCAUCACUGCAACAGGACUGCAGCCACCAUUUAAUGGCACUGCUACCAGCACCCUGAGCAACAGGGUGCCAGGUUAUAUCCUGACUCUGUCGGUUUAAGGCAGGGUUUCUGUAUCAUUGUCUUGAUCUUAAUUUUCUUGUUAAAUUGUAAUUCUGACUUAGACUCUCCCUGUGGUUUGCCUUGAAACCAGUACAAAACUCCAUGUACUCAUCCAUUGUUUUCCUCUUAAACCAGGUUUUCCCAUUCCCAAACCUUGGCCGGAUGGAGGGGGAGGCUGCAAGGAAGAGGAAGAUAUCCCGAGACAUACAGGCAGACAAGGAGCUGAGGAUGGAGACCAGGGAGGGCAAAUCCCCAUGGCAGAACCUAGUGGAAGUGGCUGUUUUGAGGGGCUCCAAAGGACAGGAAUCCGACUGGGAGGAAAAGCCCCAGAGAUCCUGCAGGAGGAGGGGCUCCAAACCCAGCCCAGGGUGCUCUGAGGAGGAAAGACCCACCCUGUGCCAGGAAGGUGGACAAAGCUCCUGCCAGAGCUCAGAGCUGGUGGUCCAUGAGCAGCUUCAUGAUGGGGAAUGGCCAUACAAGUGUGGAAAAUGUGGGAAGGGCUUCAGUUGCAGCUCAGAACUCCUCAAUCACCAGUGGAUUCACGCUGAGAAGAGGCCUUUCCGCUGCCCCGAAUGUGGGAAGGGCUUCAACCGCAACUCGCACGUCAUCCGCCACCAGCGUAUCCACACUGGGGAGAGGCCCUACAAGUGUCCCCAGUGUGGGAAGAGGUUUCACACUAGAUCCAAUCUCCUCCAUCACCAGCAGAUUCACAGCGAGGAGAGGCCCUUCCGCUGCCCUGACUGUGGGAAGGGCUUCAAGCACAGCUACACCCUCGUCACCCACUGGCGCAUCCACACUGGGAAGAGGCCCUACGAGUGUCCCCAGUGUGGGAAGAGCUUCACCCAGAGCUCUAAGUUAACCAGACACCAACGGAUGCACCAGUAAGUGAAGCCCUGCAAAUGCCCCAAUUGCAGGAAGAGCUUCGUGCCUGGCUCCGGCUUCAUACCCAAUUGGAGGACCCACAUUGGGAAGAGACCUGUGAUCCAUAUUCACUGCAAUCCAUGCUAGGAAGACACCUGUCCCUUCUCCUGCCCCUGCCAGUGCCCUGAUGUGGGAUUGAAUAACCUGAGGUUCAGGCCAUGGCUGUGUCAUUACAUUCACUCCCACCUCAGGUCAUUGCCAGGGCAGGAAAGGGACUCUCUUUCUCCCUGAGGAGAAGGGUGUCCUUUGCAGGCAGGGGGAAAUACAUUGCCAGGAAGAGCCAGUCAGUUGUGUUGUAGUUUUCCCUGCAAAUAGUUUCUAUUUUCCCUUCUGUUGUGAAUAUUUUUGCUGUUCUUGAUUGUUCCUUAUCUCAUUGCUGUUCCUAAUAAAUUCUUCU
This is a messenger RNA of Passer domesticus (house sparrow), 4310 nucleotides long. RefSeq names its product zinc finger protein 239-like. Bases 3095 to 3877 code for a protein of 260 amino acids. Gene Ontology annotation, biological process: regulation of transcription by RNA polymerase II. The transcript has 2 exons. The record is from RefSeq and is a predicted model, not a curated record. NCBI's taxonomy places the organism in Eukaryota, Metazoa, Chordata, Aves, Passeriformes, Passeridae. Gene Ontology annotation, molecular function: RNA polymerase II cis-regulatory region sequence-specific DNA binding; DNA-binding transcription factor activity, RNA polymerase II-specific.